AUGAAUCAGACUGAGAACAAAACCCAGGUCUCCAAUGUUGCAAAAGAGGGUGAUGAGAGCUACUUAAGGGAAUAUCUUGCAAGUGAAUUUCGGUAUGGAGUAAGUCAAGCAAGGGUUCAUGUUGCUAAAAAGAUAGACAAACUAGGCAUGAGGUCAUCAGACACAGCUCAGAUCUUUUUCAAAGAUGUAAGGGUCCCCAGCAAAAACCUCAUCGGUGAGGAAGGAAAGGGUUUUACGUAUCAGAUGUUACAAUUCCAAGAAGAGCGGCUGUGGGGAGUGGCCACUGUCCUGACAUCACUGAAAACCAUAAUAGAAGAAACUAUUGACUACAUUCGCCAGCGAAAAAUGUUCAACCAGUCUGUCCUGCAGAACCAAGCCGUGCACUUCCGCCUGGCUGAGCUGGCGACUGAGGUGGAGCUCCUUCGCUCGCUGCUGUACCGCACUGUUGCUCUCUAUGUGGAAGGCAACGAUGUGACUAUGGCUAAGCUAAAGGCAGGUUGUCUGGCCCGUGAAGUGACGGAUAGCUGUCUCCAGUUUUGGGGAGGAAUGGGAUUCAUCAGCGAGGUUCUGGUGAGCAGGUUUUACAGAGACUGGAGAUUAACAUCAAUAGUAAGUGGUACAGAUGAAACCAUGAUUUCCAUCAUACACAAAUACAUGGAAACACUUCCAAGAAAGCGAUAUACCUCCACUCUUCCUUGA
Pterocles gutturalis (yellow-throated sandgrouse) is the source of this 699-nucleotide messenger RNA. Its product is annotated as probable acyl-CoA dehydrogenase 6. Bases 1 to 699 code for a protein of 232 amino acids. The transcript has 5 exons. Lineage: Eukaryota; Metazoa; Chordata; Aves; Pterocliformes; Pteroclidae. Gene Ontology annotation, molecular function: RNA endonuclease activity producing 5'-phosphomonoesters, hydrolytic mechanism; acyl-CoA dehydrogenase activity; flavin adenine dinucleotide binding. Gene Ontology annotation, biological process: fatty acid beta-oxidation using acyl-CoA dehydrogenase. The record is from RefSeq and is a predicted model, not a curated record.